UUUCCUCCCUCGUCUUUAUCUCAACAGUCAAAAAAAAUUCUCUGUGCUCAGUAAACCCUAGUUAUUCAGCUUCAAAAAUUUCAGCAUCAAUGAUGUCUUCCAAUCUCACGCGCCACCGUCGAUCCCGACAGCUCGAGCUCCACUUGGAGCGCCUCUACCAGUCCGUCUUCCCGAGCGUCGUAGCACUGGAGACACACUUCACCGGCCGUGAAAAUCGGGAUCUCGACCGUCAUGUCUUCCACGAUACCGGCGUUUUCGUCGAUCCGACCACCAUCGUCACCUCCGCGAAAGUCGUCGGACGUGUCUUCGCCGACAAACCGGCCGCCGACGGAUCCGGCCUCCACAAGGCCUACCUCGCCCACACCAUCGUCAUCGCCCGCGACAGAAAGCCGGUGAAGACGAAGCCCUCGGCCGUGAGCUUCAGCCACGACGUCGCCGUGCUGAAGGUGGCGCCGCCGCCGGAGGGGGAGGAGGAGCAGAUCUCGUACCCUCACUGCACGAUCGCGAGUUCCCCGCCGAGCGAGGGCCACGUUCUGUUGGCCAUCGUGCACAUGUUCAACAUGCAGUUCGGAAUGAUGCCCGGACACGUGAGGGCGGUGGGAGAAAAAACGUUCAAGGCCAAAGCGCCGUGGCCGCUGGACAACAAAUCCGGGUGGAUGGAGUUCGACAACACUCAGUUCAACGGCGGAUUUCCCCGGCCGUGGAGCGAUCUGUACAAAAGCGAAGAGGAGAUUGUUGGUAGGAGGUCGGGUAUAACCGGGAGCCCACUGUUCAACAUCGACGGCGAGUUGGUCGGACUUGGGUCGUGGGAUGUGGCGGAGGAGGGUUCUUCACAUCCGGUGGGUUUCGCCGCCUCUCUCUUGCCGAUCAUGGUGGCGGUGGAGUACGCAAAGAACAAGAAACCCGGCGACCCCAUUGUUAUGGAUAACUGGAUCGAUCAAGAUUGCUAUCCUGAUGAUUCUGUUAGGAUUCUUCCAUUCCCCUCUAGGUGAAUUGUUAUUAUUUUUAUUCGGAAAAUAUGCAGGUGAAAUGACUAUGUUACCCUUUUGUUUAUCAUGUCCAAUGUUUUAAUUAUCUUUUGGAAACAAAGACUACCUUUUGUCAGUUAUGGCGUUGAUUAGAUUAAUGUUUAUUUUAAUGGUGCUUAUAUAUAUUAUAUAUAUAUGUCAUCAAGUUA
Messenger RNA from Erythranthe guttata (spotted monkey flower), 1177 nucleotides. RefSeq lists its product as uncharacterized. The record is from RefSeq and is a predicted model, not a curated record. Lineage: Eukaryota; Viridiplantae; Streptophyta; Magnoliopsida; Lamiales; Phrymaceae.